This is a messenger RNA of Trypanosoma rangeli, 1395 nucleotides long. RefSeq lists its product as uncharacterized. Gene Ontology annotation, biological process: chromatin remodeling; regulation of transcription by RNA polymerase II. Gene Ontology annotation, cellular component: NuA4 histone acetyltransferase complex. The coding region runs from base 1 to 1395 and encodes 464 amino acids. Gene Ontology annotation, molecular function: histone binding. The transcript has a single exon. The record is from RefSeq and is a predicted model, not a curated record. NCBI's taxonomy places the organism in Eukaryota, Euglenozoa, Kinetoplastea, Trypanosomatida, Trypanosomatidae.
AUGCGGGGUGGUGAAAAAGGAGCGGCGGUAGUGGAGCAGGAGCAUGUGCUUUACACGGGCGCCGUGUUGGUUCCCUUCUGCGUCGGGAGUGUCGCGUUGCCGCUUUCACUGUGUCGUGCUUCCACAUUAUCGCCGUUAUCUACCACACUGCCGUCGGUCCCCCGUAGGAAGGCAAAUCCCCAGCGACGCGCGACGAAGAAGGGUCAGAAGGGAACAUCACAUAACGAAGGCAACAAUGAUGAUCCACAUGACUACAACGCUGGGAUUAGUCGCUGUACGCACCUACGCUACAGUUACCUUCGGGAUGGGUCCUCUGCAGCACAGGACCUGGCCUAUCGUCGUGAGUUGCAUACUUUGGGUGAGGUGGCAUCGCUGUCAGCCUCGGCAAAGGAAAAGGCGGAGGCGGCUGCAACAGCCUCUCAACUAUAUGCUCUAGUUGAUCGUGUGGUGUUUAAGCUUCCAAAUAGUUUUCCUGAGCCACGCCGCGAGCUAACACAUCCACCGUUCUUCAUCAUGGACGAUACAUGGGCGGAACACCUAGUGGAGAUAGAGGUUCACUGUCGCCCGUGGCUCGGUAUAGCACCUUUUACGUUGUCACACAUGGUGCUUCUGCAGAAACGAGCCGAUUUUCCGCCCCAGUUGCUAAGCUCAACGUUUGGGCAGACCAAACCACCGCCGACUGUUAUCUUGGCACCUUCCGAUCCAGUACUGUUGCCGUCAUCCUACACAGCAGCGGCCAUAACGAGACCUCGUUCAAAGAGGCGUGUGGAGGAACCCGAUGGAACUCACUCCACAGUUGUUGUAGAGCGCAACGCAGACAUGGAUGAAGUUUGCACGGAGGAGCGGGGAAUUUGCGUGAACGUUGAUGAUAUUGAAGAAUUUUCCAUUGUUGCAGAGCGGCGAGAUGCGAUACGCAUCUUUCAUCCCACGUUAAAUGUGGCACGGUAUCUGGCCGCCGUGCGGAACUUACCGCAGCCAGAGUUAGAGCCCCCGCCGUCGUUUUGUGUGCUUCCAGGACAAAAAAGUGUUCCAUUUCACAUGCAGCCAGAUGAGGAUAAUGCACCCGAAGACAAUUCUAGCUGUGAUGUUGCGAAGCGGGGUAGGUCUAUUGCCACUGAGGGUGAACAUUCUUUAAGAGCUCGGGAUGUGGAGUCGCUCCCUCCUUGGUGUUUUCCUUUUGAGGCCAUUAUGCAUGCACAUGAGCCAAAAAGAAGAGACGGCGCCAUUGACGCGAUGCGGUCCGUGUUGGCGGCACUGCAGAAGGAGCAGGCCGAGUUACGUGAGGGCAUUGAACAAAAGAUUAGCUCAGCAGUGACCAACGCAGAUGAGCUUCGGAGUGUCAUUCAGAGAAUGCGAGAGACGUGUGCAUUGCUGGAAAAACCUGUAGGGCAGUAA